CUCAUGGACCUGGCCUUGCAACGCUUGGAAGUAAUAAUUGCAUUAAGAAACGCACCAGAUGCGCCAAUAUCAGACAAAAAGCGUAACAACCGGCUUCGAUUGGACUCCCCCGCAUCCGCCUCUGCGUCAUCGACAACAUCGCAAAUACCACAUGGACGAGUUGCUUCUGGUGCUGGCCCAACUGCAUUGGCUAGUGUAGGAGGUGCCUCUGGCUUUACAGGGACAGGAAAGAACAAGAAAGGCCACCCGCCAAGUGGAUUGGGAGGGCUCGAAGUUGGCCGAAAAGUUGCAUAUCAUCAACCCGCGGGGAUAGACCCUGCCACCGGUGAGGGAAGAGAUAGUCAAUGGAUCCUUGUGAAAUUCAAACGGCAACUUAAUGCAAAGCUGCAUGAAGUUGAAGAUGCUGAUGAUGAAGGAGCCCUUUACCAAGCUAGUUCGGAUUCUCUGGUCGUGCUCCCCGAUCCCAACUUUCCCAAUUUAUUUCCAGAGUACUCUCCGGGUACGAGGAUAUAUGGAUUAUAUCCUGAAACAACGUCUUUCUAUCGUGCAACUAUUCUCGAGGGUCCCAGGCGCUUUCCAGCCGCGGGUGGGGCUAGGGUGAGCAUUACCAUGACAAAGGCGGAUCUCAAGCCACAAAAAGUGGAAGAGAUUGGCCGCUGGCUUCUCUUCUCGCUUAUUGUGGUCCUUCCUUCGUUAUAUUCAAUUUCCUCUGAAUUGUCGUUCCACGUUGCUGAACCGUUCCCUCCCUUUUCUGUAGACGGUUGCACCAGCAAAAGCAGACCGCAUGUACAAAGUCCGAUUCGAUGACGAUACAGCGCCCAGUUGCAUCAUACCUGCAUUCCUAGUAA
This is a messenger RNA of Cantharellus anzutake, 848 nucleotides long. RefSeq lists its product as uncharacterized. The coding region runs from base 4 to 807 and encodes 267 amino acids. The record is from RefSeq and is a predicted model, not a curated record. The transcript is spliced from 4 exons. Gene Ontology annotation, cellular component: SAGA complex. NCBI's taxonomy places the organism in Eukaryota, Fungi, Basidiomycota, Agaricomycetes, Cantharellales, Hydnaceae.